UGAUCUCAGGUAUCCGUUUCUCUUUCACAUUGAGACAUCCAGGGGAUCACAGACCAUGGACGACCUUACGCCACCACCCACUCUCAAUGGAGACGAGCCAAAUGAAGAAGGGCCCUGUACGAACACGCAAUGUGCCCAUGCUCGUGUCAUUCUAGUUGGACUUAACGAUACUCUCCGAGACGAGAGGGAUCGAGCCCGAGAAGAAGCGGAUGACCUCAGGAGAGAGAUUGACAGGUUGAAGGCGAAAAAAGCAAAGCACACACAAGUGAAAUGCUACGCCAACACAUUGCAACCAGACAACCGCCAUGGAAAACAGUAUGGAAACAAUGCAAUAAGGAGGAGAAUAUGAGCGUGCGAACCAACUGGGUGCAUCCCAAUAUCAAGUUCGUUACGCCAGAGGAAGGAGAGGCAGCAGAUCCAUCUGGUCCUAGACCCGCCGACGACAGACGCUUUAACUUCAAUGCCCUCCCGGCCGAAGUCCAGGCUAGGAUUUUCAAACUCUGGCUAUUCAAAAAGGACAAGCUUAUCCACGUUAUUUCCCGACUCGACCCCUUCGUCCCAAACCAGGAUUUUCCAGAAGAAGCGGCCCUCAGAAACCGAAGUGGUCUCAAAAAUGUCUUUUUUUGGGGGGAGCGGCGCUGUAACAUCACUAACAGCGGGCAAAACCCUAAUUCUCUACUCCGUAUCCUUCUUGUAUGCCGUCGAUUCUUCUUCAUUGGCAUCCACUGCUUUUACGGCCUUAAUACAUUCGCUUUCUCCAGCUUGGGCGAAUUUUCACGGUUCUGUCAAGGGAUCGGUCCGGCCCGUAUCAGCCGCUUACAGCACCUUGAGAUUACACUGAUGGGAAAUCAAUACCUGACCGUUCCUUUGGACCGAAAUGGUCGUAUCCCUGUCUCGCGCCGCACCUCCCCUCUCAGCUUUCUCCUGGACUGUCAUCGUCUCAAAAGUCUGGUUAUUUUCGUCAAUGAAAGUGAGAAGAGAUAUACCCGUCGUCGAUAUGAAAAUUCAAUCAUCCAGGACAUUAUGGUUCGCCAAACCGCUGGCCAGCCUAACCAGCGCAAGCAUCGCGCCCUCCGCUGCAUUCAAGGAAUGGAUUUCAUCUAUGCCCUCCGUGGUCUGGAAUGGAUUCGCUUUUAUGACUUGUAUAAGGCCAUUACAUCUACAUCCAGGACCGCUACCCGUGAGUCAGUAGCGGACUGGUCGUUCGUCGAGGACGUUACAAAUACUUCUACUAUGCAGAAAGUUCCCAGCCGUCGGGAAAGCUCAAGACUGGAGAACCUGGAGCCUCUUUUCGGUAACAAUAACCACUGGAACCCCAGCCAGGCAGAUUGGGAUCUCGUCAAAGGCUUUUAUAUCAACAAAUGGUCGUAUGACCAGUUAAGACAAGACUUUCCUCAUAUUCCGUCGCAUAUGAGUGCGAGCAGUAGUCCAAGACAGGGGCACUCUUCGAAUUCGAGCUCAAGUUCUUCGUCCUCCAGUGGACCGCACUAUGGGGGUGGAGGCCCGGCUAUGAGUGUCACAGGAAGCUCCAUUACCGAUGCCAUUGAUCUUGGUAAUUCGGAAUCCACCCCCGGUCCCAAUACAGAAACCGACUUACCACCUAGAAGUACUACCGGAAGGGCCGCCAGUGUGAUGAUCGAACUCUCAUCUGAUUCAGAGUCCGACUCAGACGACGAUAACCUCUUUGUUAGCCAGCGCAACCACCAACCCCAACAACACCAGCCUAGUCCAACCCCUCAUUCCUCAGAAGGAGGCCCCAGCGUCACAGCAUCCGUCCCAGCCCGCCUCCAUUCCCUCACGCCCAUGGGUUCCAUGACUUCCAGUCUUCUGGACAGAGGCUUCUCCGUCCCAGCCAACCUUGGACGUCUAGAAACUCCUUCAGGACUUAGUUCCAGGAGUAAUUCAACACCAAGAGGACAUGGAGGUCCCCAAAGCUUCGCUUCGUUGCUUAACAUCCAACCAGCGUCGUCGGCGGCGAGGUACUUACCUCCUAACAACGCAGCUGCUCUGGAAUCUGCUAGUGUUGUGGCUUUAAGGAGGGGUUCUAUGUCUUUGUCCAUGUCGAGGUCGCUUUCUCGGUCGCUUUCUAGAUCGGUUUCCAGGUCUGGGUCGUUGGUAAUUGAGAGAGGCAAUGGGAAUGGGAAUGGAAGUCGAGCGGGGUCGGCGUCUACUUACAGAAUACGGUUACGGUAUAGAUCUUCAUCAGGGAGUUCAGGGAGUUCAGGAUCAGACCUAUUCGUUAGGCAGACUCCGAGGCUGUCCGAGAGGGAGAGUGUUGAUUUGACGAAUGUGGAUGAGGAUGGCGAGGAUGACGGUCAUAGUGGUAAUUUGCUUGGGAGAAGUAGUGAAAGUGGAAAUGGGGAGUUGAUGACGAUUGAUGAGGAUGAUGAUGAGAACGGGGAUCAAGAUAUGGAGGGUCGGGACAGCGGGUAUGAAGGGGCGGAUGAUAGCGAUGUUGAGAUGGUGGAUUCGGUUUAGGCCUAACCUCAUUCUGAUGAGGCGUUCGAGGAUGGAAUUGAGGGAGUUCAGGUGGGCUUGCAAUGUCUUUACUCGAGGGCGAAAUGCAUGGGUGGUGUUGGGGGAGGCGUUGGACUGAGCUGGUCGAUACCCCUUUUCAUUUACAGAUGGGCGUAUCUCUUGUGCGAAAAUGCCUUCAUCUGCUUCACAGACGCCUUAGAUUAUUUCGCUGAUGCAUUUUUGGUAGGCUUACGAAGUUACCAUCUGGGUACCUCCAGCUUAGAUAUUUUCAGAAUCGAUGAUUUCCCAACUCUUC
Messenger RNA from Neurospora hispaniola, 2773 nucleotides. RefSeq lists its product as uncharacterized. The transcript has 2 exons. The record is from RefSeq and is a predicted model, not a curated record. Bases 271 to 2478 code for a protein of 735 amino acids. Lineage: Eukaryota; Fungi; Ascomycota; Sordariomycetes; Sordariales; Sordariaceae.